GUCAUCAACAUCGUUACGUCAUCGUCAUUAACACUGUCAUUUUCAUCAACAUCGUUACGUCAUCGUCAUUAACACUGUCAACGUCAUCGUCAUUAACAUCGUCAAUGUCAUCAACAUCGUCUACGUCAUCGUCAUUAACAUCGUCUACGUCAUUAACAUUGUCAACGUCAUCGUCAUUAACAUCGUCAAUGUCAUCAACAUCGUUAACGUCAUCGUCAUUAACAUCGUCAACGUCAUCGUCAUUAACAUUGUCAACGUCAUCGUCAUUAACAUCGUCGACGUCAUCGUCAUUAACAUCGUCUACGUCAUCACUGCCACAGCCCGCUGUGGGGGACGGCCACGUGCGUGAUUGUUGUUGUGGUGGGGGACGGCCACGUGCUCACCGUGUGUGGUGGUGGUGGUGGUUGUGCAAGUCCACGGUGCUUGUGUAACGCGAGGAGGAGCCGCGCUGCCUCGAGUGGGGGGCUCUGUGCGAGUGGGUGGCUCUGUGCGAGUGGGGGGCUCUGUGCGAGUGGGUGGCUCUGUGCGAGUGGGUGGCUCUGUGCGAGUGGGUGGCUCUGUGCGAGUGGGGGGCUCUGUGCGAGUGGGGGGCGCUACGGGCUGCCAGCCCACAGCCUCCGCUGCCGCCACGCGGGGCACCGCCAGCGAGGAGCAGCAGGAGGAGGAGCAGGAGGUGAAGUCGGCUGCCUCUCUCCCUCUCACGCGACUCUCUCCGCCUGCCGUCACCGCCACCCGCCUUGAUCACUCCGCCGCUGGAUGAAGACGCCGCUGUUUGUUUAGUUUGUCAUCACCCCCCCCCACACCUCCGACGUGCACGCUGGGCGACGUGCGGUGCGAAAGAAGUUCGGCGAACAGAUGGCGCCGGGGCCCAGAGUGGAUCGGGAGCGGGAGUCUGGAGGCACACGGAGUGGGGGCAGGAGGAAGGGAAAGAGGACGGCGCCGCAGGGUGGAGCCGGGGGGGAGGCCGCCUGUGUGCCGCUCGGAGGGCGCAAGGCCGCCGCGUCCUGGGCGUGCCGCGGCGUCGUACAGCUGGCGAGCCAAGGGCCGCUCGGCCUGUGGGGCCCGGGCCGACUGCAGCAGAUCCUGAAGCGACAGUCCGCGUGCUCGGUGGCGCGCUAUGGCGUGAUGCGGAAGGUCAGCCCGUUUGACCGGCGCGUCACCUGCCUGGCGUGGCACCCGUCGCGGCCCGGCACGCUCGCUGUGGCCUCCAAGGGCGGCGAUGUCCUUCUGUGGGACCACCGUGCUCUGGAGCCCCUCUCGCUCCUCCUCGGGAACGGACCAGGAGACGCGGUGGGCGGUAUGCUGUUCGACCCGCGCGAUGCGGCCCGCGUGUUCGUGGUGUCUGGGGACGGCUCGCUGCUGCUGCGCGACGUGGAGGGGCGCGCAGGGCCACGGGGCCACGUCGUCGUCAACGCGCCGCAGUGCGUGCACCGGCACCACGACUACAGCUGCUGGUACUGCAGCGUGGAUGUGUCCGUGCCACGUCAGGCCCUGGCUAUCGGAGACAACCUCGGUCACCUGGAGAUGUGUGGCCUCGAAGGCACUCCGAUUUGGAGGCUGAGACUCCACAAGAAGAAGGUGACCCACGUGGAGUUCCACCCGCACUGCGAGUGGCUGCUGGCCAGCGCCUCCGUGGACCAGAGCGUGAAGCUGUGGGACCUCCGUGCCAUCACGGACGACAAGAGCUGCCUGUACACGCUGCCUCACGACAAGCCCGUCAACUCCGCGUACUUCAGCCCUGUGGACGGCGCCAGGCUGCUCACCACCGACCAGUACGACCAGAUCCGCGUGUACGGCUGCUCUGACUGGAGCACGCCACUGCGCACCAUCGUUCACCCUCACCGCCAGUUCCAGCACCUGACGCCGAUCAAGGCGACGUGGCACCCGAGGUACGACCUGGCCGUGAUUGGCCGAUACCCGGAUCUGGUUCGGCCGGGGACGUCCGUCGAGCAGAGCCGCUCCAUCGACCUGUUCGACACCGACAGCGGGGCGCUGCUGUGCCGGCUCGAGGAUCCCCUCUCCCCCGGCAUUGCGAGCGUGAAUCACUUCAACCCAAGUGGGGAGCUUCUCGCCUCAGGCAUGGGACACCACGCCUUGGUGUGGGGUGAAGCCCAGCUCGACGUUCAGCAGCGGCUGCUCUCGGAGCUCCGAGAGCACGUGGGCCGCGCUGGUGGCGGACGCGGCGCGCCG
Lethenteron reissneri (Far Eastern brook lamprey) is the source of this 2190-nucleotide messenger RNA. RefSeq names its product DNA damage-binding protein 2-like. Lineage: Eukaryota; Metazoa; Chordata; Hyperoartia; Petromyzontiformes; Petromyzontidae. Gene Ontology annotation, cellular component: Cul4-RING E3 ubiquitin ligase complex; nucleus. Gene Ontology annotation, biological process: response to UV; DNA repair. The record is from RefSeq and is a predicted model, not a curated record. Gene Ontology annotation, molecular function: protein binding; damaged DNA binding.